Messenger RNA from Lithohypha guttulata, 1011 nucleotides. RefSeq names its product ribosomal RNA assembly protein krr1 (gene KRR1). Gene Ontology annotation, molecular function: RNA binding. The coding region runs from base 1 to 1011 and encodes 336 amino acids. Lineage: Eukaryota; Fungi; Ascomycota; Eurotiomycetes; Chaetothyriales; Trichomeriaceae. Gene Ontology annotation, cellular component: small-subunit processome; nucleolus. The transcript is spliced from 2 exons. The record is from RefSeq and is a predicted model, not a curated record.
AUGCCAUCCACGCAUAAGAAAGACAAGCCAUGGGACACCGACGACAUCGACAAGUGGAAGAUCGACGAUUUUAAUGCCGAAGACAACAAAGGUGGUACAUUUGCUGAAGAGUCUUCUUUUGCCUGCCUUUUCCCAAAAUAUCGAGAGGUCUAUCUGAAGCAAGCAUGGCCGCUGAUUACGAAAGCACUAGAGAAGCGCGGAAUAGCAUGCACUCUUGACCUGGUCGAGGGUCGCAUGGAAGUGAAGACGACGCGCAAAACAUUCGACCCUUCAUCUAUCCUCGACGCUCGCGAUCUGAUCAAGCUGUUGAGUCGAAGUGUGCCGGCGCCACAGGCUAUAAAAAUACUGGACGAUGGCGUGGCAUGCGAUGUGAUCAAAAUUCGUGGUUUGGUCAGGAACAAGGAGAAGUUCGUGAAGAGACGUCAAAGAAUUUUGGGUCCUAAUGGUAGCACUCUCAAAGCGCUCGAAUUAUUGACUGAGACAUAUAUACUGGUACAAGGUAAUACUGUCUCGGCUAUGGGUCCAUUCAAGGGUCUAAAGGAAGUUCGUCGCGUUGUCGAGGACUGCAUGAACAAUGUUCAUCCUAUUUAUCACGUCAAGGAGUUAAUGAUCAAGCGCGAGUUAGCGAAAGAUCCAAACCUCAAGAACGAGAACUGGUCCCGAUUUCUGCCAAACUUCAAGAGAAGGACGCUCAACAAGAGGCGCAUACCAUUCAAAGUCACAGAUAAGACCAAGAGAGUGUACACUCCAUUUCCACCACCUCAAGAAAAGAGUAAAGUCGAUCUGCAAAUUGAAAGCGGCGAAUACUUUCUGGCCAAGCAGGCUAAAGAACGAGUGCACAAAGCAGAAAAGCUCGAGAAACAGAAAGUGAGGAAAGACGAGCGUGAUAAGGAGCGAGCUGCAGCAUUUGUGCCACCUAAUGAAGAUGCAGACGAGCCGAAACGAAAAAAGAAGAGGCAGCAUGAAGACGGGGAUGAGAAGGUCCGCAAGAUGGUUAAGGUAGAGCAGUGA